Messenger RNA from Sturnus vulgaris (Common starling), 2238 nucleotides. It is a transcript of the gene FYB2, whose product is annotated as FYN binding protein 2. Gene Ontology annotation, molecular function: protein binding. Gene Ontology annotation, biological process: integrin-mediated signaling pathway; T cell receptor signaling pathway; protein localization to plasma membrane. The record is from RefSeq and is a predicted model, not a curated record. Gene Ontology annotation, cellular component: plasma membrane. Lineage: Eukaryota; Metazoa; Chordata; Aves; Passeriformes; Sturnidae.
CACGGACCGUGCCGGGCUGAGCCGCUGGAGCUGCCAUGGGAUGGAGCAGCCUGGGAUGGAGCUGGAAGGUGUGACUGACUUCAAAGCCCUCCGAGCAAAAUUUCAGAAUGACUCCGACUUGGCCAUCAAGCUGGGGCAGAAACCUCCCGUGGAGAUCCCCCCCAAGCCUGGCUCUGCAGGGAGCACCACAUCCAGCCCUCUGCCCCUGGCCAAGAGAGAGGUGAAGGCGUCAAAAGCUGCCCAUCCCGCCUCCCAGCCCCCUGUGCUCACCCAGCACAUCCCCUUGGCACAGCCUCAGGGGCACAGGGGCAGCGCCUCGGAGCAAGGGCUGAGCUCCCCCAAGAGCAGCUCAGAAAAGCUGUCCCGUGGCACUGACCACCAAGGAUCCAGCCAAACAACUCCAGAGGACCCUCAGCUCCCGGAUUCUUUCCAGCACGUGCUGCAGAUCUGGGAAGAGACUUUAUCCCGCAGGGACAAGACAAGUCCAAGAGUCCCAGCCCAGCGGGCAGCAAACUCAGCUGCUGCUGCAUCAGGCAGGGACAGGAUUCCAGCCCCUGGCAGCUCCCCUGGGCUGGACUGGCGUGCCCAGAGGAAGGAUGCUCUGCAUGGCAGUGGGAUAACUCUUGCUCAGGCUCCCAGAGGACACAGGAGCUCUGAUGGAGCAGGUGCUGAGGGUGUGGUGACACCUGCGUGUCGUGCACCAAGAGAGCCACCUCAGCUCCAGAAAGAAUCAGAGCCUCCCUUUUGCCAGCCUGGAGCAGGAAAAUGGUCCUACAGCCCUGGGAACAAGUGGCCAAGGAUUAAACCUCUCCCUUCAGCUGAAUCCCUGGGUCCUGCCCCUGGGAAGCCUCCAAGACCCCCAAAGGUUGAUCUCAGUGUUUUCCAAAGCACCCUGCCUUUGGUCCACAGAGGAAAUGAAACAACUGCUGGAGAAGAGGAUUACCUGACCCCUGAAAGUGCUCAACUUGAAGAGCAGAAUAAUUAUGAAGAAACCCCGAUGUACCUGAAUCAGUCUGGGGACACCACAACCUUGUGUGUCAUUGAAGUACCUAAGGCAGAGCCUCAAAAACACAAGAAACAGAAGAUUUUUCCAUUUGCCAAAUCCAGUCCAGAAAGAGCUCUAACAGAGGAUGAAAAUGGGGGAAAACCAAGUCAUGAAAGAACGAAACUGGAAGAGAACAAAGUUUUCAAGGCAGGUGGAGAUGGGCACAUGUCUCCCACCAGCCACGCCAGGGCAGGUGGCAGAGGUGGGCUGAAGGUUCUGCAAGGCCAGCAGGAUGUGACCAGUCCCCAAACUGCAGCACAUCCAACCCCACCAGGGCUGGCAAAAGACAGAGCAGAGCACUGGCCCAGCUUGGGUGUUGGUGCUCCCAAGGCAGAAGGAGCAGCCUUGGACCAAAGCCCUUGGCAGGGUCUGCAGGCACCAGAGGACAUCUAUGACGAUGUUGAGGAGCUGCAGGACAGACUCCACGGCUCAGAUGCCUCAAGUUCCUUCACUUCAGACAGCAUUUCAGGAAACAGCUACGAGGAAACAUAUGAAGAUGUUGAGAUUGGGGGUGAUAACCCAGCAAAAACAGAAACAGAAAAACAAAAGAGAUUUGGAAACCUGUUUAAGAUAGAGAAGUUGAAGCUGAACAACUUCAGGCUCAAGGACAACCUAAGACUGGUUUCCAUUUCAGUGCCAAAUUUAGCAUCUGUCUCCCAGGAGGACAACGUGUAUGAUGAUGUCGAGGUGGGGCAGAGAGAGACCAGAGGGAAGGAGGAGAAGGGCAAAGUCUGGAUGCCAAAGCUUCGGAUGGUGAAGGAGUACAAGGACAAAAGGAAAAGCAUCGACGACGUGGAAAGAAAUAUCUUCAAAUUCAAGAAGAGCAGUGAAGAAAAGAACAAGAAGAUGGACGAAGAAGAGAAGUUCUUUAGAGAGACAUUUAUGUUCCAGCAGGAGAUCCGUGUGCUCGGCAGGGCCAGGGCCGAGCGCUCGGUGCCCAGCCAGCGGCGCGCCGACCUGCCGCUCACAGCUGGCGAACAUCUGGAUGUCAUCGCCGUCCCGCACGGCCACGCCGUCAUCUGCCGCAACGCCCGGGGCAGAUAUGGGUACGUUCUGGUGGAGCACUUGAGCUUCAGUGCUAACUACCCUGAGAGCUGCUCUCCCCUGGAGCAUCCCUGAAGGUCUCUUUGUGCUUCCUGCAACCGUGACAGCCCACGUUGGUCAGCUGUGGGGUGAUGAUGGGAAUGUAAAUA